Molecule: messenger RNA, 2027 nt
Organism: Brachypodium distachyon (stiff brome)
Lineage: Eukaryota; Viridiplantae; Streptophyta; Magnoliopsida; Poales; Poaceae
Exons: 11
Coding region: 105-1751 (548 amino acids)
Source: RefSeq, a predicted model, not a curated record
CUCUCCCCAGCCCAAUUUGAGAGGAAAGGCCGAAAGGCAAAGGCGGUGUUGCGUUCUGCGUCCUUCUCCCGGGAGGCGGAGGGUUAGUUCCGCCGCCGGCGACGAUGGGCGGCGGCGAGGGCAAGUCGAGGAAGCGCCGCUCUUCCGCCGCCUCAGGGAAGGAAGAGGAGAGGGAGCGGAAGAAGAGGCGGGACAAGAAGGAGAGCAGGAGGAGCAGCCGAGACGGCAGAGGCAGCGACAGGGGCAACGACAAAGAGAAGGAUUCCAAGGAGAGGAGUUCCAAGGAGAAGGAGAAUAGCAAGCGAAAAGACAAGGAUGCGGUGAGUUCUCUAGACGAUUUGCAAGCUUUGUCAGAGGCUCAGAGCGUAGCAAAAUACUCCCUCUGUUCAUGGCUAACGCUUAACGUCUUCGUGCGUAUGAUGUACUUCUGGGGAAAGGCUAGUGUUGUGACGCCGUGCAGUGCAGCUGUCAGGCCCGAAGCCUGCAGCGACCCGGAGUACUACACUAAAAUCGCCGGCUACGUGGAAGUGGCGAGGGAGAUGUACGGGGCCGAUUACAAUCCGAGCCAGCACGACCUGGAUCCGGAAGUGGUCAUAAGGGCGGGAGGAGGCAAGAAGCAUGGUAGGUACUAUAUGGGGGAAGGCACCAUCGGUCUGACCACCACUCCCAACCUCGCACAGAUCAGGGCUCGAAGCACGAGGUCAAGUGCAAGUAUACACACUCGUCCAGAGCCUGCACGACCAGAGAUGAAGGCCCUUGCGGAGGAGUUAUACACGGUUGAGCAGAUGAAGCAGUGUAUACUGCAGGAUAUGGAGCAGUUUAUACCGCAUUGUCUCUUUGUCUCUUCAAGAACAAUAUGCAGGCGUAUUAUGCUCAAAAUAAUAUGGUGGCGCCUCCACCGGUGCUCAACACGCUAUUUCUUCAGGGUUCUCCACAAACUCCUCAUCAAUCUGACCAUGGGUCGAACGACCCUUCUUCUUCACAAGCAAGCCCUGCAAAGAACUCUCUUGGGGCAUCCGCUCCUCCGAUUGGCUGACUCCGAUGGCGGUGGCUCGUUCCUAGUGGGCCGGAAUGCAACGAAUGGGCUGAAACUACGGAGCCUAAAUGCAACGAAUGGGCUGGAACACACUUUUUCUAGGCUCAACAGGAGGCCGGGCUCUCCCCAGCCCAAUUUGAGAGCAAAGGCGGUAUUGCGUUCUGCGUCCUUCCGGUGGUCAUUCCCUUCUCCCGUAGGCGGAGGCUUAGUUCCGCCGGCGGCGACGAUGGGCGGCGGCGAGGGCAAGUCGAGGAAGCGCCGCUCUUCAGCCUCCUCAGGGGAGGGAGAGGAGAGGGGGCGUAAGAAGAGGCGGGACAAGAAGGAGAACAGGAGGAGCAGCCGAGACGGUAGAGGCAGCGACGAAGAGGAGGAGAAGAGGAGGAGGAAGAAGAAGAAGCAUGGCGACAAGGGCAAAGACAAAGAAAGGGAUUCCAAGGAGAGGCGUUCCAAGGAGAAGGAGAAGAGCAAGCAAAAAGACAAGGAUGCCGCUUUCAAAGAAAUAUCCAAAGAUGACUAUUUUGCAAAGAGCAAUGAGUUCGCGACCUGGUUGAAGGAAGAAAAAGGCAAAUAUUUCUCUGAUCUUUCUUCUGAGUCUGCUCGUGAUAUGUUCGUCAAGUUCGUGAAAGAAUGGAACAAAGGAAAGCUGCCAUCGCAGUACUAUGAGGGCAUUACUACUGGGCCACGGACAGCACACAAUUGGAACAUCAAGGUGUGAGACAGAUUCUGCUUCUCUGUGCAUGGCAUGGGGGCCUCAUGUGUAUUGUUGACGAAACUGCCGUGCCACUGCCUGUAGCAGUUCUUUUUUCAUCUUCAUCGUUUUUGUAUCUAAUCCUCUAUACAGAAUAGUUUGGUAUAAUUGUUCCUAGCACUGCUGGCAGACUUUUUUUGCUGACUAUUACUGACAGAUCUUGGCAAUGAGCAAACAACAUUUGCUGUAUGAGAAAAUGUUGGUAUUCAGGUGAUAAGUGGUGGCACGACCCUCGUUUUGUCA